Molecule: messenger RNA, 5320 nt
Organism: Sardina pilchardus (European sardine)
Lineage: Eukaryota; Metazoa; Chordata; Actinopteri; Clupeiformes; Clupeidae
Product: dynamin-2-like
Exons: 21
Coding region: 276-2897 (873 amino acids)
Biological process (GO): synaptic vesicle endocytosis
Cellular component (GO): microtubule; cytoplasm; membrane
Molecular function (GO): GTPase activity; microtubule binding; GTP binding
Source: RefSeq, a predicted model, not a curated record
ACCGGAUAGCAUAAGUUUUUUAUUAUUCAGCCGAGUUCUACCCUCUUUUUGUUGGCCGCUGAAUUGCGUGAUUUUGUCUAACUAUCUGUUCUUUGCGCAGUCUUGCAUUCAUUCGAGUCCUCUUUUGUCCAAACAGCCUCCGAAGCACACGGGGUUUUUUAACGGUAUAGCUUAAUUUCUGCUUUCUCAGAGCAAUUAAGCACUUGGAUAGGCUACUCCGGCGCCUCACCCAGUGAACAUUUCGGAGAGUGCCACCGUGUCGCCGCGGUCUAACCAUGGGGAACCGGGGAAUGGAGGAUCUCAUUCCCCUUGUCAAUAAACUUCAAGAUGCCUUCAGCUCAAUCGGACAGAGUUGCAACUUGGACCUGCCCCAGAUUGCUGUGGUCGGUGGACAAAGCGCAGGCAAAAGCUCUGUGUUGGAGAAUUUCGUAGGAAGGGACUUUCUUCCACGAGGCUCAGGGAUCGUCACCCGCAGACCUUUGGUCCUUCAGCUGGUCAACAACAUAGCAGAGUAUGCCGAGUUCCUGCACUGUAAGGACAAGAAGUUUGUGGACUUCGAUGAAGUCCGUCGAGAGAUCGAGGCGGAGACGGACCGGAUCACUGGCUCCAACAAGGGAAUCUCCCCCAUACCCAUCAACCUCCGAGUCUUCUCACCCAACGUCUUGAACUUGACCUUGAUUGACCUUCCGGGUAUGACGAAGGUCGCUGUGGGAGACCAGCCAGUAGACAUUGAGUUCCAGAUCAGGGAAAUGCUCCUUCAGUUCAUCACCAGGGAGAACUGUCUCAUCCUGGCUGUGACGCCAGCCAACACUGACCUGGCUAACUCAGACGCCCUCAAGAUCGCCAAAGAGGUCGACCCACAGGGCCUGAGGACCAUCGGCGUGAUCACCAAACUGGACCUGAUGGACGAGGGGACGGACGCCAGAGACAUCUUUGAGAACAAGCUGCUGCCGCUGCGCAGAGGCUACAUUGGUGUGGUGAACCGCAGUCAGAAGGACAUUGACGGCAGGAAGGACAUCAGUGCAGCUCUCAGCGCUGAGAGGAAGUUCUUCCUGUCGCACCCGGCCUAUCGCCACAUAGCCGAGCGGAUGGGCACGCCAUUCCUGCAGAAGGCCCUCAACCAGCAACUGACCAAUCACAUCCGCGACACGCUGCCCACCCUGCGCAGCAAACUGCAGUCCCAGCUGCUCUCGCUGGAGAAGGAAGUGGAGGAGUACAAGAACUUCAAGCCCGACGACCCGCAGCGCAAGACCAAGGCUUUACUCCAGAUGGUUCAACAGUUCGGCGUGGACUUCGAGAAGCGCAUCGAGGGCUCAGGCGACCAGGUGGACACUGUGGAACUUUCUGGAGGUGCUCGCAUCAACCGCGUCUUCCACGAGAUCUUCCCCUACGAGCUCUUCAAGAUGAAGUUUGACGAGAAGGAGCUCAGGAGAGAGAUCAGUUAUGCCAUCAAGAACAUCCAUGGUGUCAGGACGGGGCUGUUCACGCCAGACAUGGCAUUUGAGGCCAUCGUGAAGAAGCAGGUCGUUAAGCUGAAGGAGCCGUGUCUGAAAUGUGUGGACGUGGUGGUGUCUGAGCUCUCCACGCUGAUCCGCAAGUGUACAGAGAAGCUGACGUCCUACCCUCGACUACGGGAGGAAACUGAGCGGAUCGUCACCACCCAUGUGAGGGAGCGAGAAGGCAAGACCAAAGAGCAGGUCUUGCUCUUGAUUGACAUGGAGCUCUCCUACAUCAACACCAACCACGAGGACUUCAUCGGAUUCGCCAAUGCUCAGCAAAGGACGGCCAACGUGAGCAAGAAGAGAGCCAUGCCCAACCAGGGACGUGGGGCUUUCUUCCACAGAAAUACUGUGAUCAGACGCGGUUGGUUGACCAUCAACAUCAGCAUUAUGAAGGGCGGGUCUAAGGAGUACUGGUUUGUGUUGACAGCAGAGUCUCUGUCUUGGUACAAGGAUGAUGAGGAGAAAGAAAAGAAAUAUAUGCUUCCUCUGGAUAACCUGAGGAUCAAAGAUGUGGAGAAGGGCUUCAUGUCAACCAAACACACCUUUGCCAUCUUUAACACUGAACAAAGGAAUGUGUAUAAGGACCUGCGCCAGAUCGAGUUGUCAUGUGACUCUCAGGAUGACAUAGACAGCUGGAAGGCCUCUUUUCUCAGGGCUGGGGUUUUCCCAGAGAAUGACCAGGCGGACACAGAGGAGACGAGGGAGGGCAGCGACAACAGCAUCUCCAUGGACCCGCAGCUGGAGCGGCAGGUGGAGACCAUCAGGAACCUGGUGGACUCCUACAUUGGCAUCAUCAACAAGUCCAUCCGCGACCUCAUGCCCAAGACCAUCAUGCACCUCAUGAUCAACAGCGCGAAGGAGUUCAUCCACUGUGAGCUGCUCUCCUACCUGUACAGCUCGGGCGACCAGAGCAGCCUGAUGGAGGAGUCGGCCGAUCAGGCCCAGCGACGCGACGAGAUGCUGCGCAUGUACCAUGCCCUCAAGGAGGCGCUCAAGAUCAUCGGGGACAUCAGCACCACCACCAUCUCCGUGCCCGUUCCUCCACCCGUUGAUGACAACUGGCUGCAGAAGGAAAGCAGCCCCCCCUCUCAGCGUCGUCCUCCACCAGCCAGCGCUGCUCCCCCCGGUCGCCCUCCUGCAGUGAGGGGGCCCACGCCAGGGCCACCCCAGAACCCCUCGCCUGCUUUCGGGGCGCCCCCCAUCCCGUCCCGCCCCGGUCCUCCCCCUGCGUUUGGGAACAACACGCUGGACCCCACAACUGCACCCCCUCUGGUGCCCUCACGCCCCGCCAGAGUGCCCCCCGCACUCCCCCCUGGUGUGCCUAGCAGAAGACCUCCCUCAGCUCCAAAUCGGCCAACCAUCAUCCGACCAGCCGAACCAUCGCUGCUAGACUAGACACACACACACACACACACACACACACUCACACUCACACUCACACUCACACUCACACUCACACUCACACUCACACUCACACUCACACUCACACUCACACUCACACUCACACUCACACACACACACACACACACACACACACACACUCUCAACAGCACCCCCAGCCAGAGGUGGCAGAGCACAAGCUAAGAGCACACAAAAGAAUAAAACAACUGCACACACAUUCAAAUUACAAAUUACACACAUACAUGCAUACAUACAUACAUACAUACAGUACGCCAACCCACAAAACCUGUACACACAAGCACAGGCACAAACACACGUCUGUACCAUUGAACUAUGUGCAAGCUCUAGCCUUACAGGGGAGCUACAUCUGAAGCGUUCCGUUUGCGACGCGUAUGUUGCAGCCGGUUGCAGCAGUUAAUAAUCACCUUGAAAGCUACACCAGACGCGACAGUGGCGCGUACAUUCGAAAAAAAUAGACCCAUCUUCUAAAAUGGAUUUUACACGUCGCGAACGGAACACUUCAGUUACGCGUCUGGUGUAGCUCCCCUGUUACCCACAAAAAAUUUACAUACAAGCACAGGCACAUACACACGUCUGUACCACUGAACUAUGUGCUAGCUCUAGCCUUAGGCUAAAGGGCCCUUUACACCUGGAAUGAUAACUAAUAAGAUAACUGUAUAACAAUAAAAGCAUCCACACUGACCAAUGAUGUGUUGAUGUCUAAAAUUUGAUGGACCCUGAUUGGCUAUCAGCUUUUUUUUUAAAAGUGAACUCCAACAAUAUCGUUCCGCAUGUCGUUAUCGUUUAUGUGUGGACGUCGUUAUUCAUAUUAGCUAAAACUUUACUUUUUUGUUGUUAUCCUAAUAGUUAUUAUUCUUGGUGUGAAUGGUCUUUAAGUCUCAGCGUCAACAUCCAACUUAAAAUUAAGUUCGUAAAAUCAAUUAAGUUUGUUAACACACACACACACACACACGCACACACACAGUCUUAUCUCUUUAGGGACCUAAAACCUGGUGACGUUAGCCAUGAUAUGAACUCAGUUCUGUCACCUUUGACCUCAUCUCUUAUUGGUUCACUGGUGUUUGAUUACUCCUCAUAAUAUUCUAACAUGAUUCAAAGAGGUGACAAUACACUUACGAUUUGUAAUCUUACAAUGACUUAUUAACUCAUGUUUUUUUUAUGUAUAGAAAUUUGUGUUCAAAGUGUUCAACAAGCUUUAAGACAUUGAAACGGAAUUUUACCCAGUGUACUACAUAACUGGGUACUUCAGUAGGUGGAGUGAAAGAGAGAGAGACAGAGAGAGAGAGAGAGAGAUAGAGAUGGAUUAAAAUGUACUUUUCCAUAUUAGUGGUAUUAUAGUCUCGAGUUUGGGGGUGCUGGGCUCUUGUGAGUCUAAUUCUGCUCCAGUGUUUGCUGCAGUCGUACAGUCAUUUAUAUGGCUGGCAUAAUCGAACAUACAUUUCUUGCCUUUGUAAUAAUCACUCCAAUAUAUUUAGCUUUUUGUCCUUUAUUUUUUUCCCCUCGCAUCUUACCCUUUUUUGUUUCAUCUGUUUCCCCCUGUAGGCUACUUCAGAUGUGUAUAUAUGUAUUUUUAUAUGCACCUUUUUAUGUUGAAUUGUGCAAUCCCAGCUGCAUAAUAGUGGCGGGGUUGGAGGUAUUCCCUAUUCCCUUCUCAAAACCACUUCACCAAGAUGCAUGUCAAACUAUUUCAAAACAACCUUGUUUUACUAUGUUGUGUGUCGGGUGGGAUCUUUCUGAAUCCCGGGCCUUUUUCCCCAUAGAGGGGAGAUCGAGACUUCUCCGCCAGAAUUUCAUAGCUGGAUACAUGUACAGUACAAGUGCUGAAGAUCCAUGGCUGAAGACGUCCAUUGCAAAAAAAGAAAAAAAAAAAAAGUUGUAGAGGAGGGUUGUCUGCUGAUCCUAGCUCAGUAUUUGCUCUGUAAAGAUCACCAGUUACAGAGAAACCUCCGAAAAAUUGUGUUUGAAUCUUGUCGGGGGGAGUAACGGUGUGAAGUUAGGGGUUGCAAGUAGUCGAAUUAUAUAGUUUUUAAACAACUAUGUCAAGCCAACAUUUCCCUCUCGGCUUUGUGGAUCUGUUUUAUGAUGAUGAUUUAUUAUAAAGCAUCCAUCUGUGUUUCGUCCACAUGUCUCUCCCCCCCCCCCCCCCCCCCCCCCACACACACACACACACACAACCUCUCUACUCCUGUUUUUACUUUUUGUACUUUCCUACAUGUACUCUUUUUAAAAAAGCAGCUUCUGUUGUUUUUUUGUUUAAGUGCCUCUAAAGCUCUCUUUUAGAAUUACACUUGUGACUCCUUGAGUCGCUGAAUGAAUUAAAAAUGAUGAACUGAAAAAUGGAAAUGAAUUGAAUGACAUUAUUGAUAAGAGGAAAAUAAAAGGGAUUGUCUUGGGCA